Oppiella nova is the source of this 2952-nucleotide messenger RNA. NCBI's taxonomy places the organism in Eukaryota, Metazoa, Arthropoda, Arachnida, Sarcoptiformes, Oppiidae. The record is from the annotation of a GenBank genome assembly.
AUGGCCGCACAUGGGAUCCGAUCGCUUCCCAUAUAUCUAAGAGAUAUCAUUAACGGAAGGAUAGCAUUGAAACGCAUCGAAAAAGUGCUUCUCAGCGCCGAUAGGAAAGACUAUAUUAGACUCACUGCCAGCCCUUUCACUGCCAUUCAACUCAAGCGCGCGACACUGGCCUGGGAUACAGCACCUGAUAUAAAAUCUCCUGAAUCUGAUCCAAAAUCGGUUAACAAUACUUCUGUUCAGCCCUCGACUACCAGUCCAUUGACGCACUGUUUAAUUAACGUCAGUAUAGAUAUUCCAAAGGGAACUCAUGUCGGGAUUAUAGGGAGUGUGGGCUCCGGGAAGACAGCGCUUCUACACUCACUAUUAGGUCAGACGCGACUCAUAUCGGGAAGGGUAGGCCUCAGGGGUUCGGUUGCCUACGUAUCUCAAGACCCAUGGAUUUUAAACGCCAGCGUCAGACACAACAUAACUUUCGGUAAUGAGUUUGACUCCAAACACUAUUACGAUAGCGUCCGGUGCUGUGCACUCAGUGCAGACAUCUCGGCACUGGUAGCCGACGAUCAGACAGAAAUAGGGGAAAGGGGUGUCACUCUAUCAGGUGGUCAGCGCCAGAGGAUUAGCUUAGCCCGUGCUUACUAUGCGAACAAAGACAUCUACUUAUUGGACGAUCCCUUGUCGGCCGUCGAUCGCACUGUCGGUCAACACAUAUUCAAUAAUUGUAUCAAAAAUGGAUUGAAAGACAAAACUGUUUUACUGGUCACCCAUCAGACCGAGUGCUUAGAAGCUAUGGAUUUUGUGAUUUUCAUACGUGAGGGACGGGUUGUAAAUACUGGCGCUCAUAACGAGCUGUACGAUAGUGAUGAUGAAUACAGACAAUUGAUAGACUCGUCAGUGAUGUUGGCCUAUAGUCGACACCAAGAAUACAGUGAUAGCAUUGGCACUAAUGUCAGACCACUUGAUGAUAGGAAUGGUAUUAACAAUUCUUCUGAUGCGCGACCACUACCUGUGCGGUCCAACUCAAGAGGUACUACUUCAGAAUCUGCCUUUACUUCCAAAUCGUUUCAUAAUUCAAUGUCCGGCCAAUUGAUAAUGGAUGAGAAGUUGGGAACCGGGAGUAUAUCACUCGACACAUACAAGUCGUACGUGAAGUCCGGCGGAGGACUCCUUAUAAUAGCAUUCCUAAUGGGAUGGUUAGCAUUGCAAGCGAUGACCACUUCAUUCGCCAACUGGUGGUUAGGCUAUUGGAUGGCACAGGGAGACGGAAAUGCCACACAUACAGGUGCUGUUAAAGGACACGAUAUUCUAGUUAAUCCAAACCUGAAGUACUACCAGACCAUUUAUGGGAUAUCAGUGGUAGUCAUACUAUGUGCUACACUAGCGCUGGGAUAUGUGUUUACAAAAGUCACUCUAAACGCUUCCAGUGGUCUUCACGACCAGGUAUUCGACAAAGUGCUGAAGAGUCCCCUGUCUUUCUUCGAUACCGUUCCCAUCGGUCGGGUGUUGAAUGUAUUCACGCGAGACAUGGAUGAGAUGGACACUCAGGUGCCACAAGCACUGGACGGCUUCCUACAGCGCUUGAUGGUUGUCCUCUGCGACCUAUUCAUCAUAAUUGUGGUCUACCCGUGGUUUUUGAUGCCCUUCUCGGCACUGGUAGCUGUCUUUUGGCUUAUUCACGGUAUGUUUAGAGGCGCUAUGCGUGACUUGAAGCGCCUGGAGUGCGGCCUAAGGUCUCCCAUCUAUAGCCACAUCACGGCUACCAUCGAAGGUCUGCCGACAAUCAAAGCAUUCAAUAAACAAAACCAAUUCGUCGACCGAUUCCGUGAACUCAUUGACAGCCAAUCGGCACCUAAUUUCUUGUACUACUGUUCCGUGCGAUGGCUGUCCACACGCAUCGACAUCAUCUGUGUGUUUGUCUCACUAUUCGCAGCCAUAUUUGCCAUCAGCGGUAAGGAUAGUGUGGGCGCGCCCUAUGCCGCACUCGCACUCGUACUAUCCAUUCAGUUAAGCGGUUUAUUGCAAUUCGUGAUCCGAUUGGGUGAGCACUCGUACUAUCCAUUCAGCGGUUUAUUGCAAUUCGUGAUCCGAUUGGGUGUCGACGCCGAGACCCGAUUCACAUCCGUAGAGCGCAUUCACAUGUAUAUCAAAGGACUGACACCUGAAGAGGACGUCAUCACCACUGAAGCCAAUAGAAAACCAAUUGAUGAUAACUGGCCGGCGAGUGGAGCCAUCAGUUUCCGAGACGUGUCGAUGCGCUACCGGCUCGGCCUUCCGCUGGCACUAAACGGCAUUACACUCGACAUCCGACCGCAGGAGAAGAUCGGACUCAUCGGCCGCACCGGCGCUGGAAAAUCGUCGAUCGCUUCGGUAUUAUUUCGUUUAGUGGGUCUGACGUCCGGCGCCGUACUCAUCGACGACGUCGACAUCGGGUCGGUGCCAUUGCGUGAACUACGGGCCCGCAUAUCAAUCAUACCUCAGGACCCGCUACUCAUCCGAGGCUCCAUUCGCAAGAACUUGGAUCCGUUGGACGAGUUCGACAGCCCGACUAUUAUGACGGCGCUCGACAGCGUUGGGAUGCGGCACAGGAUCGACCGCCUGAGGGAUGGUAUUGAAACGACUGUCAACGAGACCUCCGGCGCCAACUUCUCGGCCGGUGAGCGACAGUUGCUGUGUAUGGCCCGCACUUUACUGAGAAGGACCCGGAUUAUGAUUCUGGACGAAUCUAUGGCAAGAAUGGACGGCGAGACCACAAAUGCCAUACAUCAGACCAUUAGGUUGGCGUUUGUAGGCUGUACUGUCAUUAAGAUAGCCCACCGGUUGGCCACUGUUCGCGACUGUCAUAGGGUUAUGGUUAUGAGUGAGGGACGGGUGGUUGAGUUCGAUAGGCCGGACGUUUUAGCCGCUAAUCCCGACUCGUUUUUCUCGAAAAUGCAUUCAAAUGUACAGCAAAUUUGA